UCAGGAAGUGAAAGGGACGCCAGGAAACGAGCGAGUGGGGCUGCAGGGGCCGCGCGGCGCGAGCGACGCGCAUGGGAGACGCGAGGUGCCCCGCGGGUGGGACAGCGCCGCCGGGGCCGCCGCCGGCCGCCGUGCCAGCGCUGAGCGGCUCCGCCUCCGCCUGCGCAGGGAGCACGGGCGGCGGGGACGGGAGGUGAGCGCCCAUCCCCGCGGCGGCGGCCGCCCUUUCCCCGCGGCGGAGCAGGAGGAUGCAGCCCGGUGUUGGGCUCUGAGGGAUGGAGGGGGUCCUGUACAAGUGGACCAACUACCUGGCAGGCUGGCAGCCUCGGUGGUUUGUUUUAGACAAUGGGAUAUUGUCAUAUUACGAUUCACAGGAUGAUGUUUGCAAAGGCAGCAAAGGAAGUAUAAAGAUGGCUGUGUGUGAAAUAAAAGUUCAUGCAACAGACAACACAAGAAUGGAACUAAUCAUCCCAGGGGAACAGCAUUUCUACAUGAAAGCAGUUAAUGCAGCCGAAAGACAAAGGUGGCUGGUAGCACUGGGGAGUGCAAAAGCCUGUUUAGCAGAUACCAGAACAAAAAAAGAAAAAGAAAUAAGUGAGACCAGUGAGUCUCUUAAAACCAAAAUGUCUGAACUUCGUCUCUACUGUGAUCUUUUAAUGCAGCAAGUUCAUACAAUACAAGAAUUUGUUCACCAUGAUGAGACUCACUCUCCUCCCAGCAUUGAGAACAUGAAUGAAGCCUCUUCCUUGCUUAGUGCCACAUGUAAUACAUUUAUUACAACACUUGAAGAAUGUGUGAAGAUUGCUAAUGCCAAGUUUAAGCCAGAAAUGUUCCAGCUGCCUCACCCAGAUCCUUUAAUUUCUCCAGUGUCACCAUCACCUGUCCAAAUGAUGAAGCGUUCUGUUAGUCACCCUGGCCCUUGCUAUUCAGAUAGGAAUAAUCACUCCAUAAAAGAACCAGUUUCAUUCGUUCAUAGAUUUUCACAGCGGCGCAGAAGAACGUACUCUGAUACAGAAUCUUACAGUGAUACUCCCUUUGAAGAUUCUCAGAGAUCUGCUCAUUGUUCUAGAAGUGCUGUCAAUGGAGAUCUGGUAUCAUCAAGCAUUCCUGAAGAAAAUACAUCAGUGUUGAAGGAAAGAUCUGAACUGGAAGAGACUCUUUCAUCCUUUUCUUCCUGAAGAAACUGAAAGUAUUCAAUUUUCUAUAAAUAAUGCUAUGCAAAAGCUGCUGUAAUUAUACUGUUGUUAUAGGAGGUAGUCAUUUCCCUUUUUAGAAGGAUUUCUCUGCACUUUAUAGAAUUACAUAAAACUAUCUUUGAAGUGUAUUUUAUCUUUAUACUGUUUAUUUGCAAGAGUAUUUUCCUAAUAUUUCACAGUUUGAAUGUGUGUUUUUUGGAACAAAUGAUGGCUUAGCAGAUAAGCAUCCACUUUUGUAACUGUAGCUCUUUUUAAGAAGCGUGAAGGUCUGACUGAUACAUCAGCAAACCUGCAGGUUAUAAACUUCAGCAAAAAGGUUUAAUUUCUUUUGAGAAAAUACAGCUUGUGCCAUCCAGAAGGAGCUGUGAUUAGCCCUGCAGUUGGUACUUUGAAGGGCUGUGGAAUGUGCACCAAUGGGUCUACUCUGGCAGCUUGAUAGUAACUGACAUUGCCUUCUUUAAAAACACGAGGAUAUACAUGAUCCGGUCCUUAUUUUUAGCCAAUGAAAGUAGAAAUAUUUAGUGUAUUUUUCUAAAUAAAUGUAUAAAAAUAACUUAAUAUGAAACAUUUGUACCAAACAUUGGAUAUUUAAUAAUUUUUAUUUAUUUAUUCUUUUUUGCAUCAAAAAUUUCUACCUACUUUCACUACUAAAGAUCUACUAAAGGCUUCACAAUGUGCAUAAGUUGUUUCUGGGGUGUGUAGCAUCACAAGUAGCUAAUGCAGCACUGUUAAAAUUUACUAUACUCACUUCAAGAUGUGCUUUUAACAAAGUAUUAUAAAAGCAAAAGCUGAAAUAUUAGACCAUUAAGCUGCUGCUGUAACGAGUAUUUGUCUAUACCUAUUUUAUUUAUGAUGUAUUUAUACAAAAGGGAGCUUUUGUUUUUGCAACUCCUUUAUAUCAUUCAAGGAUGGUAUACACCAGGAGAUGGAUUUUACUCUCAGUUACUUCAGUGUAAAUUUUCAUGAGCUGUGAGACUGGAGUCUGACUCUUAAUGAGUAAUAUAGUAUAACAGUGCCUACUAGCACCUUGGUCCAUAAGGUUGUUGAUGUUAGCAUUGUAAGUUGGGGGGGAGGGCAAUUUUUAGGUAUUCAUUUAGAGAUAAACUUGGUCUAUGAAGUCUUAGCUGUAGAGCACUUUAAGCAAGCCAUCUACUGUUUUUGAUUUACAAAAUUGUUAUGUAAAUGUACAGGGUUUUUGCACUCAAGCACAUACCAAAAUCUGUUUUUAUACUCAAAUCUUCUUUAAAUUGGUUUAACUAGUCUUCCUCUUGUGUAUAUGAAUAAUUUGGUGUUUUUGAAGCAGGCUGGCAAGGACAGAUGGAAUGGAAUGGAAGCUUUCCUUACAAAUUUCUGGAAUGUUUAUCUAUCUAAAUCAAAAUGGGGCCAAAAACAGAUGAGCUGUUGCCCAUGCAUAAAAUGCCAGUUUGUAAACCGUUGUCGUGGUCAAAUGGAGUGGUUUGUACAAGUAAACUUGUUUGUGGAUACAAGGUCAGAGCUGUCAUUUGUGCUCAGUUCUGUCAGUUUGCCUGCAAGAAGCAUUUGCAUAUGCAUAUCAACCACACACAUGCUUGUACAUUUUUUUCUGAAUGUUUUAAUAUAUUCUGUAUGUGACAAUUAUAAAACUAUUAAAGAAGGUGGUCAGAGGUGUAAACUACAAA
This is a messenger RNA of Pogoniulus pusillus (Red-fronted tinkerbird), 2854 nucleotides long. RefSeq names its product pleckstrin homology domain containing A3 (gene PLEKHA3). The transcript is spliced from 8 exons. Gene Ontology annotation, biological process: receptor recycling; retrograde transport, endosome to Golgi; endosome organization. The record is from RefSeq and is a predicted model, not a curated record. Lineage: Eukaryota; Metazoa; Chordata; Aves; Piciformes; Lybiidae. Gene Ontology annotation, cellular component: early endosome; trans-Golgi network; recycling endosome. Bases 276 to 1178 code for a protein of 300 amino acids.